This is a messenger RNA of Solenopsis invicta (red fire ant), 2761 nucleotides long. RefSeq lists its product as uncharacterized. NCBI's taxonomy places the organism in Eukaryota, Metazoa, Arthropoda, Insecta, Hymenoptera, Formicidae. Gene Ontology annotation, cellular component: plasma membrane. The record is from RefSeq and is a predicted model, not a curated record. Gene Ontology annotation, molecular function: protein binding. The coding region runs from base 357 to 2624 and encodes 755 amino acids. The transcript is spliced from 9 exons.
GCCGUGCCUGGCCGCGCCGAGCCGAGCGAAGUGAGCGGCGCGAGACCAUUCGUACGCAACACGCGACGUUGGUUGCGCGCGUGGCGUAGCGGCACGACGCGCAUCAGUUCAUUCUCGCGAGUGCGAAACGCCGGUCAAAAACGAUCACGUCGCGAACGAUUGAACGCGCGCGCGUCCCUCGUCAAAAUGUGAUCGAAUAAUUUUCCCGCUUUUUUUUUCUCGAGACACCCUGUCUUUCUCUUUCUCCUUCUUUCUCAACCGGAGGCGAAGAGCAGGAGCGCUGGCGAGUUUCGCGCUUCACGAGGACUCGCGGCUGACGGCGAACAUGACACUUACGUGAGAAACCGCAGUUUUCGAUGGAGAACCAGGGUUACGAGGGGGACCAUUCGCGCGCAGCAGAACAGUCCUCACUCGAGUCUCGCCACCGCGAUCAGCAACCUCGUGUGGAUACGAUCGACGUGCUUGGCGAGCCUGUUCUCGCGAGGACCACGACGCAUCCUGAGGGUCACGUAUACGAAGACAUCGCGACCGGUGCGGCGACCGACGAGCUUUCCGAGGGGACGAUUUCUGUUUGUCCCGACGAGUCCCGAGAUCCUGACAAGACUGAAAAUCAUCAGUCAAUCGAUCUCAUCAGACAGGCUUGGCUCAACAGACCGCCGUCCCCGGCGAUCGACAAGCUCUUCCAACAGGGAUCGGCGUUAACCUCCUCAGCUAAGAUCAGCACGAAUCACGAUAGUAUAACCACCUCGUCGUGGACGGCGUCCAGUGAAGAUGAUCCUGAGAAAGCUCUUGGGAAAUCUCGCAAUCUCCCUCCCCUCCCUGGGGCAGUUUCAGAUAACAUGUUCUCGUCAUCUCAGGCAAACGAAGACUCGUCCCGAGACACCUCGGUGACGCAGUCUGAUCGUCGACUAAAUCGGAGACGCAAGAAGAAGGACUGUAAGCAUUGCAGGAGCAAGUUAGCCGAUGCGAGCUCCUGUGAGAAGCUUGACGAGCUAAUCGCUAGCAAGGACGCGAUUCUGAGGGAGAACGGGAACAAUCUCCGAGGCAGAGACUCGAAUGCGUCCACUCUCCUGUUGCGGGAGUCGCAUUUGAGGCCACAUAACAUAAAGAUCUAUCCGAUCGUGAGUAGAGCGAGUCUCCGGGAUAUUGGCGUUAAGAAAAGUUUCGCCGCGUUUCACGCGUCCGAAUAUGGAGUGCAUACGACAGACAACACUGCCAAGUUCCUACUGAAUAUGGAGAACGAUAGGAUGUUGGGCCGGGUGAUGGAGGGUGCCCAAAACAAGUUACUGGGAGUGUCGGGGAAUGGGACUGAUAUGCGGAUUAACUCAAUAUACUCGCAGGACCGCUGGUAUGACAAGGAGUCACAGAUAUUUUACACCGACGUCAAGGAUCAAAAUCCUUUCCAGAGGGCCUAUUCCCUGCCGACGCGGACGCACACCCCGACCUCGCAGAAUCGCGUUAAUUUACGUCGUAGCGUCAGAAACGAGCCGCCACCGCAUCCGGCGCGCCUGGACAAGCACCGUCGUGGUUGGACGUUACACCUGGCUCGUCCCUUGAAAGCAUCCGUAUGCUCAAGCCCGCUCAUACCCCUGCUGAUCGUCGUGCUGAUCCUGCUGGGGGUCGCAGGGGUCGCAUUGUACAUCGUCUUCGAACCCGAGAAGCUCCAGAUCAUUCAGCAGUACCUGAAGUCGUCGACGGGCAGGUUGACGGGGCAGAACGUUACUUCCGGUGAGCCGAUCACGCCCGCGAUCCCGAACGACGAAUCAAAUCUGACGAUCGUGACGGCCGACAUGACAACGACGUUAACGUCGAUGACAACAGAAAUGUUCGGAGGGACGUUCAUCAUGGGCGCCCCUUUAAACUAUUCCGGCGACCCGUCAUUUUUGCCUUCGUCGUCGAACGAAAGCGCGAAAACGGAAGCUGCAAGUCAGAGCGUUAUUAAUGCGACGAGGUAUUGCGACGAUUGCCUCGAGGGCGAGGUGUGUGUCGCACUUGUCGACGAAGAAGUGCCGAUAUGCAGGAGCCCUCGUGACCGCGACGAUCCUACCGGAUGCGCUGGUUUCUGCGUCAUUAGCAAGCAAAAAUGUCACCGUCUCGACAAGGACGCUUUCAGGUGUAAGGAGAUUGAACACUACUGCCUGGAUGACGAAUGGACUUGCACCAAUAUGUUAUGCAUCCCCUUAGACAAGCGCUGUGACGGACAUAUGAAUUGCUACGAUCAUUCGGACGAGUACAAUUGCGUCUGCAAUCUGGAGACGCAUUUUCAGUGCGGUAACGAGACUUCCUGCCUUCCGUUGGAGAGGAGAUGCGACAGAAAGAUAGAUUGCUGGGACGCGACCGACGAGAUUAAUUGCACGUUAGGUCAUAAUCUUGAUAGGUCUUGCCCUUUGGAGAGCGAAUUUAGCUGUAACAAUGGGGAAUGCAUACCAAAAGUUCGCUUUUGCGAUGGGUUAGUGGACUGCAGUGAUGAAUCGGACGAACCUCACGGAUGUCAAGGGCGAUGCAAUAAACACGAAUUUACAUGCCAAAACGGUAGAUGUAUUGAGAAAGGAAUGAAGUGCAAUGGGAUUAAUGAUUGCGGAGAUGGCUCGGAUGAGAGACACUGCAAAGACCGGUUUACUUAGUAUUUACACAUGAAAGAAGACAUUGCCAAUCAGAGAAGGAUCAAAUACAGUAUUUUAUACAAAUAAAUGUAUGUAAUGUAUAUAGUGUGAUGUAUAGAGACAGAAAUAUGACAAUAUAUAUAUAUUGAAUUGCUUUA